CCCAUGAACGCCUUCAUGGUGUGGUCACGGGGCCAGCGGCGAAAGAUGGCCCAGGAGAACCCCAAGAUGCACAACUCGGAGAUCAGCAAGCGCCUCGGGGCCGACUGGAAGCUGCUGAGCGACGCCGAGAAGCGGCCCUUCAUCGACGAGGCCAAGCGGCUGCGGGCCGUGCACAUGAAGGAGUAUCCGGAUUACAAAUACCGGCCCCGAAGGAAGACCAAGACGUUGCUGAAGAAGGACAAAUACUCGCUGCCCGGCAAUCUGUUGGCCCCGGGAGGGGGCAACGCGGUGAGCAGCCCCGUCGGAGUGGGGCAGAGGAUUGACACUUAUGCCCACAUGAACGGCUGGACCAACGGGGCUUACUCACUGAUGCAAGACCAGCUGGGCUACAGCCAGCACCCGGGCAUGAACAGCCCCCAGCUGCAGCAGAUGCACCGUUAUGACAUGACGGGCCUCCAGUACAGCCCCAUGAUGUCCACGGCCCAGACCUACAUGAACGCCGCCUCCACCUACAGCAUGUCCCCCGCCGCCUACGGCCAGCAGCCCUCCACGGCCAUGAGCCUGGGCUCCAUGGGCUCGGUGGUGAAAUCCGAGCCCAGCUCGCCGCCUCCUACCAUCACCUCCCACUCGCAGAGGGCCUGCCUGGGAGACCUGCGGGAUAUGAUCAGCAUGUACCUGCCCCCGGGGGGGGAUGCCACAGACCCUUCCGCCCUGCAGGGCAGCAGGUUACACAGCGUCCACCAGCACUACCAGAGUGCCGGGACUGGCGUGAAUGGGACCGUACCACUAACUCACAUAUAAACUUGGCUGCUCCGGACGGCUCCCCGUCUUAAUCCCUAACCCCACCACCAUUCCCUGACUACACCGGGACGUACGGCAGUAUUGCUCAGCUUAACAGACUUAAUACUAACUUUGGAGAAGUUUUAAAAAGGAAAUCCGUUAGUUGUGUCCUUUUUUUUUUUUGUACAAAAAAAAAAAAAAAUAUUUGAGCAAGCUGUUAUUUUACUAGAGCACAACUCCUGCCUCCUAGAAGUCGCUGUGAAGUUUUCAAACCACGGCAACAUCUUUCCUGGUUUCUGCUAGGUUGGGCACUGUUUUAUUCGCUUAAAAGUUUUAAAAAACAUUUUGCAUCUUCCAGUUUGAUUUCUAGCGUUGAAAUGACAUAAAAAAAAAAAAAAAAAGAAAAACCGGCGGGGCCGGCGGGCUUUUGUUUUUAAACUCAGUUGUUCACAUUAUCGUUGUGGUUUCUUACGUGU
Molecule: messenger RNA, 1256 nt
Organism: Leptosomus discolor (cuckoo roller)
Lineage: Eukaryota; Metazoa; Chordata; Aves; Leptosomiformes; Leptosomidae
Product: transcription factor SOX-3
Biological process (GO): brain development; neuron differentiation; negative regulation of transcription by RNA polymerase II
Cellular component (GO): nucleus
Molecular function (GO): DNA-binding transcription activator activity, RNA polymerase II-specific; RNA polymerase II cis-regulatory region sequence-specific DNA binding
Source: RefSeq, a predicted model, not a curated record